CUGAGCUACAACUACAUUUCUGAUAUUUCGCCCAUAUUCGCAUCCGAAUAUCUUACGUACCUUAAAGCUGACCACAAUCGCAUUAUCAAAGCUGGCAAUGCAAAGGCACUACAGCAUCUUCAAUUCUAUGAUCUGUCCUAUAACAAACUCACCUGCACAGACUACAUCAAUCACGGUAGAUUGAAACAUCUCAUACUUAAUUACAAUGAAAUUACUACACUGAAAGGUGUAGAGGGACCACCACUAAACCAAUUUAAACUGCGGUCUUUGGAGACUCUGGAAUUGCGUGGAAAUAAGAUUACUUCGUCCGAAGGUCUGGGCGAGCUGCAUGAUCUAAAGACGCUCUACUUUAGUGAGAACCUUUUACGUUCAGUUGAAAAUAUUUCGUCAAUGAGGGGACUUGUAAGACUACACCUUCGGGACAACAGCAUUCGGCACUUGGAUGGUUUCCUUCAAGGUCCUCCCAAUCUACAAUACUUAAAUUUAAGGGGUAAUCAGAUUAAACGUUGGCCAGAGAUAAAAAAACUAACCUCAUUGUCCACUUUGAAAAUCCUCAUCCUAAGUGGUGAGUUCAUGCCUUCUCCAUGUUGGGACUUUAGUUGUUUCUCUUGGCAUUUUACACGAAAAAAUUUCAAACCGAUUAUUAAAUAG
Messenger RNA from Hydatigera taeniaeformis, 651 nucleotides. The record is from the annotation of a GenBank genome assembly. NCBI's taxonomy places the organism in Eukaryota, Metazoa, Platyhelminthes, Cestoda, Cyclophyllidea, Taeniidae.